AUGUCGCUCCCGUCAGACCCCAAACUCGAGGGCUUUGAGAUAAUUCAAGUCAAUUACAAGCAAAUCGGCGACCAAGGCAUCCAAGCAGAUAUUUUGAUUCCUCGCAGUCCACACACGGGUGCAAGACCACUGAUUGUUCGCGUACAUGGCGGUGUUCUGAUCAUGGGCGACUCGCUCUACAUGGAUUGGUGGCCCCAUUGGGUAUCCGAUCUCGCUCUCCAGCACAACGCCAUCAUCAUCAGCCCCAAUUACCGCCUCAUGCCAGAGGCCACCAGCGCCGAUAUCUUCACCGACUUGACAGAUUUCUGGACCUGGUUGCGAUCCCCUGCCCUCAAAAAGAUUCUCGCCGCUCACUCCCCUCCGACCAGCAUCGAUCUCGACCGAAUCUUCGUGACGGGCGAGUCCGCAGGCGGCCUGCUCAGCGUCCACUUAGCUCUGACGUAUCCCGACGAGAUUCGAGCCGCGUCCGCGGCCUAUCCGGCCGUGGCCUUGAAUGCAGAGGCGUUCACCAAGCCACGGCUAACACCACCUUUUGGCAUCGAUGUUCGCGAGGCGUUGGUGAAGAUGCAUCUCCACGUGGCAGCGCUGGGUACGGUGAAAUCCUCCAUCACGUCUCAGGACAGGUUGCUCUUCGCUCUGGGUACGAUGCAGCACGGGUAUUUGUUCGAGAUGUAUGAGCGGGGCGCAGAACAGGUGCCCCGGGAGGUUCUGUAUCCUAUUCUCAAGGUGGCGGAUCCGAAUCUUCGGGUUCCUCGGGGGGGACUUGUGGUGCUGCAUGGUCGUCAGGAUACGGUGGUGCCGCUGAGUGAUAGUGAGCGGUUUGUGGUACAGGCUCAGAAGGUGCUUGAGAGGCGUGGGGAUGGGGGAGCAGGUGUUUCGUUGGUGGUGAGGGAUGGAGAGCACGGGUUUGACGCCUCUGCGCGUCUGGAAGAGGACUGGGUGCAGAGCGCUAUGGAACAGGCUAUUCGGGUCUGGUUGGAGUGA
Molecule: messenger RNA, 984 nt
Organism: Penicillium oxalicum
Lineage: Eukaryota; Fungi; Ascomycota; Eurotiomycetes; Eurotiales; Aspergillaceae
Product: alpha/beta hydrolase
Exons: 2
Coding region: 1-984 (327 amino acids)
Molecular function (GO): hydrolase activity
Source: RefSeq, a predicted model, not a curated record